UCAGCAGACCACCACACAAAUACUGGAAAAGCAGGACAAGAGACGACGGUUACACAGGGAUGUCUUCUUAUCAUGGUUGGACUUAGCACCGAAGGAAGAUUGCAUUUAAUACUUUUGGUUUUCUUCUGCGUGAACGUUGCUGUUUGGACAUCUGCACAAUAUGAGAGCUACAGUUUUAGGAGUUUUCCCAAAGAAGAGCUCCUUCCCCUCGCCGCUGCCUACGGACUGGCGCUGGACAGCUACGCAGCAGGAAACUGGACCGAAUCCAUCCGGCACUUGGAGCUGAGUUUGCGUUUGCACCGACUUCUGAGGGAAAGCGCGAGGCACUGUGUGAUCCACUGCCGCAGCAGCAGCAGUCAAGACGAGCUUCCUGUCUCUGCAGCGGCCUCGGAUCUCCAGGUCUCCUGGCGCGUCAUGAGGACGGCGUCCUGUCAGAAGAGAUGCAGAGCGUGUUUCCCCGUCCUGCAGCUGCCGCCUCCCGGCAGGCAGAUCCUAGAGGAGUUCAGCAGGAGAUCUCCGUACAGAUAUCUGCACUUUGCCCACUCAAAGCUGAACAACCUGCAGAUGGCUGUCCCGUGUGCCCACACCUUCCUCCAGAGCAACCCUGAGGACCAGGAGAUGCUCCAGCUGAUGGAGGAGUACAAGAUCAACUACGACCUCGACGGCUUCCUCGUCGACCACGAAGAACGGCUCUAUGAGGUGGGAACGACCAGCUGUACUGCAAAUGUUUGGGCUUCCUUUGUUAGCGGAGUGAAACUAGUCGACUCGGGUAACUUCAGCAGCAGCAUUGAACGCCUGGAGGAAGCCUUGAAGCUCUACCUCCAGGAGUACGACCUCUGUCAGGCAGAAUGCGAAGGGCUCAGUCAUUUUUCAUCCGACAGGGACUUCUACGCCCUAUUAGCAGACGUCUACAUCGACAUGUUGAAGUGCAAGAUAAAGUGUGAGGAACACCUAAAGCCCAACGUUGGAGGUCACUUUGUAGAGAACUUUGUGCCCACGCUUUACCACUACCUCCAGUUUGCCUAUUACAAGCUGAACGACGGUCGCAGAGCCGUGCCCUGUGCGUACAGCUACUUCCUGUUCCUGCCAGAAGACCCAGUUAUGAAGCACAACCUGCUGUAUUAUAAGGCCCACAGCCCACAGUAGGGUCUCCAGUCGCAUCACUUCACACCAAGAACAGAGGCCCUCAGGUAUUACAACCACACCGUCACUCAAAAACAGAUGUUGGCAUCUGUAGGAAAGUACUUGGAGACGAAUGACGAGGAUUUUUGUGGACCAGAAGAAAAUGCACUUUCAUCCUCAGAGUCCCCCGAUGCGGUGUUUGAGGGUGUGGGGGACUAUGAGGAGUCCAUCCUUGCAAACUGGAGGCAAACGAAAGGGAAAGGAGAUGCAGGAGAGGCCGACGUCUGAAGAAGUGAAGAGGAGCAGUGGUUGCAGUUCCUCGAACAACUAAUCAAAGCUUUACUUCCCCUGUUUGAGGUUUUUAAAUCAAUUAGUCCCCAAUACAUAUGAAAGAGGCAAACAUCAGGUAAUGUCAUGAGAUUUUCCAACCCUCUGUUUAACAAAGGAGCAACAAGUUUUAAACCAACCCUUGUUUAUUUUUUACGCGGCUUCCAAUUAGACUUUUAAGAGAUGUUUUAAGGGUUAUAACUUGUUUUUUGUCCAGCCCUUAAGCAAGGUUGACAGCCUUUCGUACAGAGAGGCAAACAAAAGAGAAAGCAUCUAAAGUAGUAGUUACAGCGAAUCAACUACAUCUCGGUUACAUUAAUAGGAAAGAAAAUCCUAUGCGAAUCAUCUUAAAGGGGUUUGGAAACUAUUUAGUCUUCUAGGCAUUUAUAUUUUGUUAGUUUAGACAUUCAGCUAAUAAAUGGGAAGGGAAAAAAAGUCUAGCCUUUGCAACAGGCUUAUGUUUUUACGUCUGUUGAUCCAGUUUGAAAUGGGUUUG
Fundulus heteroclitus (mummichog) is the source of this 1945-nucleotide messenger RNA. Its product is annotated as endoplasmic reticulum protein SC65. Gene Ontology annotation, molecular function: protein binding; collagen binding. Gene Ontology annotation, cellular component: endoplasmic reticulum. Gene Ontology annotation, biological process: collagen fibril organization; peptidyl-lysine hydroxylation. The record is from RefSeq and is a predicted model, not a curated record. The transcript is spliced from 7 exons. The coding region runs from base 73 to 1146 and encodes 357 amino acids. NCBI's taxonomy places the organism in Eukaryota, Metazoa, Chordata, Actinopteri, Cyprinodontiformes, Fundulidae.